Piliocolobus tephrosceles (Ugandan red Colobus) is the source of this 999-nucleotide messenger RNA. It is a transcript of the gene DMBT1L1, whose product is annotated as deleted in malignant brain tumors 1 like 1. Gene Ontology annotation, biological process: cell-cell junction maintenance. Bases 1 to 999 code for a protein of 332 amino acids. The record is from RefSeq and is a predicted model, not a curated record. Lineage: Eukaryota; Metazoa; Chordata; Mammalia; Primates; Cercopithecidae. The transcript has 5 exons. Gene Ontology annotation, cellular component: membrane.
AUGGGAAGGGUGCAGUGUCCCCAGAGGACAACAGUUACCAGAUCUCUCUCUGCAGGGGAUUGGCCGGAGCUGCGGCUGGUGGGUGGCUCUGGCCGGUGCUCAGGACGCGUGGAGAUUCUCCACCAGAGCGCUUGGGGCACCGUGUGUGACGACCUGUGGGACCUGAACGAAGCUGAGGUUGUGUGCCGGCAGCUUGGGUGUGGUCGAGCCAUGUCUGCCCUUGGAAAGGCCCACUUUGGCCCCGGCUCAGGAGAUAUCUUCCUGGACAACCUCCAGUGCACUGGUGUGGAGCGCUACCUGGGCCAGUGUGCCCACUCAGGCUGGUCAGAGCACAACUGUGGGCACCACGAGGAUGCCAGUGUCAUCUGCUCAGGUAUCUUCUCCCCUCUAAUAUGGGCACUGCCAGUCCCAGAGUCUUUUGGGAACUCACAUGCUGUGUCUUUGUCUGCAGAGGACUGGCUGGAGCUGCGGCUGGUGGACGGCUCAGGCCGGUGCUUGGGGCGCGUGGAGAUUCUCCACCAGGGUGCCUGGGGCACUGUGUGCGACGACCUGUGGGACCUCAGUGAAGCUGAGGUUGUGUGCCGGCAGCUGGGGUGUGGGCAGGCUGUUUCUGGCCCUGGCAAGGCCCACUUUGGCCCAGGCACAGGAGACAUCUUCUUGGACAAUCUCCAGUGCUCUGGGGUAGAGCACAACCUGGGCCAGUGUGUCCACUUGGGCUGGUCAGAGCACAACUGUGGCCACCAUGAGGAUGCCAGUGUCAUCUGCUCAGAUACCGAAGACCUACCUCCACCCACACCAUCAGGAGGAAGUAACUCUUGUGGAGGGGUCACUUCUAGUCUCUCUGGCUCAUUUUCUAGUCCACAGUAUCCAGAAAACUACCCAACAGACAUCCAGUGUGUUUGGGAGAUCCACGUGGAUACAAAAUUUCGCAUAGAACUCAUAAUUCCAAGUUUGAAGAUUAUACAGUCCAAAGAUAGAUGUCUUUGUCAUCUCCAUUAG